Psammomys obesus (fat sand rat) is the source of this 3068-nucleotide messenger RNA. RefSeq names its product tubulin tyrosine ligase like 12 (gene Ttll12). The coding region runs from base 29 to 1951 and encodes 640 amino acids. The record is from RefSeq and is a predicted model, not a curated record. NCBI's taxonomy places the organism in Eukaryota, Metazoa, Chordata, Mammalia, Rodentia, Muridae. The transcript has 14 exons. Gene Ontology annotation, biological process: protein modification process.
UGGGCGGUGCCGUGCACAUCCGAGCACCAUGGAGGUCCAGCCCGGGCCGCAGCAGCAUGGCAGCCCGGGCCGCGCCGAGAAGCUGAACGAGCGGAUGCUGGACGAGUUCGUGGCGCUGCACGGCCCCGCGCUGCGCGCCUCGGGCGUCCCGGAGAGGCUGUGGGGCCGCCUUCUGCACAAGCUGGAACACGAGGUUUUCGAUGCCGGAGAGAUGUUUGGGAUAAUGCAAGUGGAGGAGGUGGAGGAGGCUGAGGACGACGCCACCAGGGAGGCUCAGAGGAAGCAGCCCAAUCCGGGGAGCGAGCUGUGCUUCAAGGUCAUCGUGACCAGCGAGAGUGGCGUCCAGGCCAACGACCCCAACAGCAUCUUCCUCAUCGACCAUGCCUGGACAUGCCGUGUGGAGCAUGCACGUAGACAGCUUCAGCAGGUGCCCGGACUCCUGCACCGGAUGGCCAACCUGAUGGGCAUCGAGUUCCACGGUGAGGUGCCCAGCCCGGAGGCUGUGGCUCUGGUGUUGGAGGAGAUGUGGAAGUUCAACCAGACCUAUCAGCUGGCCCAUGGGACAGCUGAGGAGAAGGUGCCAGUGUGGUACAUCAUGGACGAGUUUGGCUCAAGAAUCCAGCACGCGGAUGUGCCCAGCUUCGCCACCGCUCCCUUCUUCUACAUGCCCCAGCAGGUGGCCUACACGCUGCUGUGGCCCCUGAGGGACGUAGACACAGGCGAGGAGGUGACCCGGGACUUUGCCUACGGAGAGGCAGACCCUCUGAUCCGGAAAUGCAUGCUGCUGCCCUGGGCCCCCGCUGACAUGCUGGACCUCAGCUCCGCCACGCCUGAGCCUCCUGCCAAGUACUAUCAGGCCAUUUUGGAGGAAAACAAGGAGCAGCUGCCGCUCGCCAUUAGCCCAGUGUCACAUCCCCAGGGCCACAUCUUCAGAGUCCACUCCGACAUGCAGCAGGUCCUCCGCCACCUCACCCACCCACGUUUCGCCUUUACCGAAAGCGAGGCUGAUGCUGACGUCCUCUACCACUUCUCACACUUCAAGGACUACAGGAAGCUCAGCGAAGAGAGGCCACAGGUGCUGCUCAACCAGUUCCCCUGCGAAAACCUGCUGACUGUUAAGGACUGUCUGGCCUCCAUCGCUCGCCGGGCUGGCGGUCCUGAGGGUCCCCCCUGGCUGCCCCGAACCUUCAAUCUGCUCACUGAGCUGCCCCAGUUUGUCAGCUAUUUCCAGCACCGGGAGAGACGGGGUGAAGACAACCACUGGAUCUGCAAGCCCUGGAACCUGGCCCGCAGCCUGGACACUCACGUCACCAACAACCUCCACAGCAUCAUUCGCCACCGAGAGAGCACCCCCAAGGUUGUGUCCAAGUACAUCGAAAGUCCUGUCUUGUUCCUUCGGGAAGACGUGGGGAGAGUCAAGUUUGACAUCCGCUACAUCGUGCUGCUGCGCUCAGUGAGGCCGCUGAGGCUGUUUGUGUAUGACGUGUUCUGGCUGCGCUUCUCCAACCGGCCCUUCGCACUCAACGACUUGGACGACUACGAGAAGCAUUUCACCGUCAUGAACUACGAGCCGGAUAUGGUGCUGAAGCAGGUGCACUAUCAUGAGUUCAUCCCCCAGUUCGAGAAACAGUACCCAGAGUUUUCCUGGAGUGGUGUCCAGGCUGAGAUCUUCAAGGCCUUCGUAGAGCUGUUCCAAGUGGCAUGUGCCAAGCCACCACCCAUGGGCCUCUGCGACUACCCGUCAUCUCGGGCCGUAUAUGCUGUUGACCUCAUGCUCAAGUGGGACAGCCAUCCAGAUGGAAAGCGGGUGAUGCAGCCUCAGAUCCUGGAGGUGAACUUCAACCCCGACUGCGAGCGAGCCUGCAGGUACCACCCCUCGUUCUUCAAUGAUGUCUUCAGCACCCUGUUCCUGGACGAGACCAGCGACUGCCACGUUACCCGCAUCAUCUAGGCGCCCAGAGCCCUCCUGCCCGUGCCCAGAAGCUGGUCCCAGCCUCUCUGCUGAUGGAGCUGCUUCUCAGCUGCAGCCCCAGCCUUCUCCCUUUCCCUCCUCCCUCCAUCAUCCCCAGUCUGAGCCUUGGCCUAAGCAAGGCUCUCUGCCUUCUGGAGCCCCGUUCCUGCUUCGUAAGUGGGACGUCAGGUCCAUACCAUGUGGCAGAGCUGGACGGUUGAGUGGUGUUCCAAAGAGCUGGAAACUGCCCCAGGUACUCGUCACGCCUCCUGACACCUUCUCCUCCCUGACGAGUCUAGAGCUCAGCCAAGGGAGUUCGCACAAAGAGGUGUUCCACCGAUAAGGGUUCCACAGGGAAGCAUUUUGGAACCCAGUAUCCAGCAGGGCCAUGGCUGCCGCGAGCAGGAUUCCAGCGCCCUGUGUUGUACCCACAGGCCCUGGGACAGCCAGGGGAAAACAUUUGCCAGCCCAGCCUUACGCCUCGGCACCCUCUAUAUAGAGCCUUCACCAGCAAGACUUUACAGCCAUGCCUGCCCUUCGCAUCUCUCUCCCUCUGCGGAGCCCGACCGUCCCAUGGUCUCCUGCGGGCCAGCAGCUCACCAAGUCCCACUGUCGUCUUGAGGUGGUCAGAGUGCUAGGGUGCUCUAGGGCUCUGAGGCUCCAUGGCCGAAUCCAGGCAGGGGUGACUGUAGAAAUGCCAAGGCUGCUAAGCUGACCCUGAGGAGAGCUUCUUGUGGAAGUGAAGCUGCCUCUUGCCAAGGCCUAGAGUCAAAACGUGAAGACAAUGUAACAUCUAGUUCCUAAUUUUAUUGCUGGAAUCUGAAGUCCUUUUGUUUCUGUAACUGAUGGGUGCUGGUCUCUGCAGCCAUCUAGGAAGUGGGUCUGGUUAGAGAGGGCAGGAGCUGCUUCCAGAGUGUCCUGCUACUUGGGUGGAGCACUGUGGUGGCUAUUGCACUUUGAAAGCGACCCUCCACUUGGCAUAACUGGACAUGGUUCUCCCUGACCAUUCAUGUUGCGUCCAGCCACCACCAGGGGCAGGGCAGACACUUGCAGUCCUGUCCCUGGGGAGCUGCUGGCCUCGCUGCCCUUUUAUACUGCAAUAAAAUUUGCCUUUUCA